This is a messenger RNA of Colletotrichum orchidophilum, 1509 nucleotides long. RefSeq names its product cytochrome P450 3A9. The record is from RefSeq and is a predicted model, not a curated record. The transcript has 6 exons. Gene Ontology annotation, molecular function: monooxygenase activity; heme binding; oxidoreductase activity, acting on paired donors, with incorporation or reduction of molecular oxygen. Bases 1 to 1509 code for a protein of 502 amino acids. Lineage: Eukaryota; Fungi; Ascomycota; Sordariomycetes; Glomerellales; Glomerellaceae.
AUGGCGUCGGCUUACAUUCUCGCCGUCUACUUUGUUGUAAUUGUCUUUGCCGGCCUUCAACUUAAACAGAAAGUCAAAGCCCUCAAGUCUCCUCUGAGGAAACUCCCUGGGCCAUGGUACGCUCCUCUGACCACAUUGCAUCUGCGCUAUCUCUUCUCAACCGGCACCAUCUGGAAGUUAGUUGAGAGAAGCCACAACAAGUAUGGGUCUAUUGUUCGACUCGGUCCUCGACAAGUCUGGAUCUCCGACAAAGAGGCUAUGAAGGAGAUUUUGAUCAAGACGGAUCUUCCCAAAGUUGCCAUGUAUGCUGAAAUCUCCAGAGAUAAAUUCAGCCCCGGGCUGUUUGGAGAGAUGCGCCUCAAGCGUUUCCUAUCUCCGGCGUUCACGGUUAACUAUAUCGAUAACCUCGAAACAUUCUUUAAGAGCACCGUUCGUGAUGUUCUCAACAAGUACCAGACCCAUAUCAAGGAAGACCCGGUGUACAAUGCCAAAAACGGUAUCGAGGUUGACCUGAUGGAUGACCUUCAUAACGUGGCCCUUGACAUCAUGGGAGAGUGUUCAUUCGGAAAGGGAUUUGGCCAAACCAACCCCGACAGCUUAAUCGAAGAUGGGGUUGAUGAACGGAUUUGGAAGUCUAUUCCUCGCUCGAUUUUCGAUGGCCUUAGCAAGCGGUACCAGUCUGUCUAUGUCAAAAAGUUCUUCCGCGCUCUGGGAAUCGACCUGCAGUUCGACUGGCCCGCGGAGAUGAUCACAGCAAUCGACGCCGUCGUCCAACGACGCAAGCGCACCUCCGACGUCGAGCGCCGAGAUCUUCUCCAACACCUCAUCGAAGAAGGCAAAAAGCCCGACACCGGCACCAGCAUGUCCGCGCGCGAUAUUGUCGACCAAAUGGCCGAAAUCCUCCUCGCCGGCUCCGAGACCACCUCCGGGACCAUUGGCUGCCUCUUCCUCGAACUCGCCCGCAACCCCGACGUCCGCGCAAAACUUUUGGACUCUCUCCCAUCCAAGGGCUUCAACGAUGAAAUCGUUACCAGUAAAUCGGUCCGCAACGAGGAGGAAUACGAGUAUCUUGAGGCGUGCAUCAAGGAGAACCUGCGCCUGCACCCCAUCGCGUCGGAGAUGGGUCGGCGCACCGGCAAUCAGUGGGUUAAUCUCUGUGGCUAUGACCUGCCCCCUCACACCGUUGUGUCGGCUUCAUACCGUGAUCUUCACCGCAAUGAGGCCGUAUGGCCCCAGGCGGAGCGGUUCUGGCCUGAGAGAUGGCUGCCAGAAGACAAGAGAGAUGGGGCUCCCGCACCGGAUAUGGACGCCUAUUACCCCUUUUCUGGAGGCAAGCAUUCGUGCAUUGGCAUCAACUUUGCUUGGGCUGAGAUGAGAAUGGUUGCCGCCAAUCUUCUACAAAGAUUUGAUGUGCUGGAAGUCCCCGGUCAACACAUUGACUUCCGGCAAUACAUCACCAUGCAGUUUGCAACAGGUCACUGGAAAGUUAUUCUCAAGCCGAGAAACUAA